AUGUUGGGCAUCGUGGGCGAUGGAAAGCCCCUUAGCGACGCCGGGUCUCGUGAUCCACGCGCAAACGACGACGAUGAUGACGAUGAGGACGAGCUGGAUGACCGCGGGCAGGACUCACCCGCCCUUUCGGCCUCACCUCCACCAGCUCCACCCCCAUUACCCCCACCGGUGCGCAAUGGUUGUCAGCGUUGCCGUUUCUCGCUAGCAUCGGCCAACUCCACAUUGAACCGAUCCCAUCCCCACCUGGCCAGUGGCAUCGGGACGCUUGGGUCAGGUUCGAUCGGUAGUGGAACCUUGCCCCGAUCGAACCGAGGUAUCCUGAAUGGUGGGACGCUUGAACGGAACCACAUGACGGCGAGUUCCGGACAUUUACACACGGCGGGUGGUGUUUCGGCGACGGCGACUUCCGCUGGUGGCGGUGGAAAUGGAACCUAUCCUGGGUACGACCGGAAUCGGUUGCUGGAGGAGGAGGACUCAGCGUACCCGGCCCUGCUAGAGCGCGAGCUACACUCGCUACACCGAAAUGUUCCCGCGUUACGGCGCGCCGGCGUCGAUACGACAGCAAUCCGGCAGCAUUUUUACCCGGACGGUGGCUGGGGCUGGAUCGUGUGUGGUGUCGCGUUUCUGGCCCACGUCCUGACCACCGGCUUCCAGCUGUCGUACGGGCUGCUGCUUCUGUACGCGAUACGCCAUCUGGGUCACGAGGUGAAUACCGAAGCAGGUUGGCUCGGGCCGGCCAGCUGGGCCAUGUCCCUGUUUUCCGCAACGAUAGUCGUGGCGCUUUGCCGCCGAAAAUCCACCCGCCUAACGGCCGUUCUUGGUGGACUGGUACUCGCGCUGGGCAUCCUGUUCACGUCCUUCGCCACCCAGCUGCACCAGGUAGCGUUCAGCUAUGGCGUCAUCGUAGGCAUCGGAUCGGCCAUGGUACGGGAGUCGGCCGGCGUUAUGCUGGGACAUUAUUUCAAACGGCGGAGACAAUUUGUCGAAAUGAUCACCAUGUCCGGUGAGGGUGUUGGCGUGGCGUUGUUCUCCGUCAUCCUCAAGGAAGGCGUCGGGAAAAUGGGAUGGCGCCUCGGCCUCCAAGCGGUCACGGGCCUGGUGUCGUUCAGCUUCUUCAUGGGAUUGCUCUAUCGCCCAGCAUCGCUCUAUCAUCCCCAGCGGCGUGCGAUACUACACUUGAAAAACCAAAGGAAAAAGGUGAAGGAAAAGAAAACACACGUCCGCACGCCAAAGCCACCGUUUCUCGAUUUUACGCCGCUGAAAUCAUCCUCGGUGCGGAUGCUGUCGAUAUCGGCUUCGGUUGCCGCACUCGGCAUCUACUCGCCGAUAUUUUUUCUGUCUCUGCACGGGUUCAGCGAAGGGUACGACAUGCAGGAUCUGGUGCUGCUGCAAACCUUCCUCGGGCUGUCGAUAGCGUUAGGUAUAGUGUUUAGCGGAUCGUCGAUCAACAAGACGCUCGAGAUUUCCUUCCGGAAGGUGCAGAUAUCGCGUCAAUAUGUUUGUCAGGGCUGUGUUACGUUAGUGUCAGUAUCGUUGUUAGUAUUAUCGGCCGUGGCCGAUUACCGUGGCCUAUGCUUCUCGGCAUGGGCGUACGGGCUCGGUCUCGGCGGCUACCGUUACACCUUGAAGAUGCUUGCGAUCGAGCGCAUUCGCGGCAAGUACUUCUCCAAGGCGUGGGGUUUCAUCAAGGGAGCCGAGUCGCUACCGGUGCUGUUCGGGGUGCCUUUGUGCGCCUUCCUGAACGAUUCCUCGCAUCGGUACGGCCGUGCCGGUUACUACAUUUGCGCUGCCAGCGCUGCCAUCUCGGCCAUUAUCCUGUUUUUCGUCGGUUAUCCGGACGGGCGCAACAUGAAAUACUCCACCAAUGGCUCCAUUACGUCCCGCUGUACGGCACCAACGUCCUCGAGCGACUGCCAGCACAUCCUGGAUCGAAGUUUCUCAUCGCAACGUUACAACAACCCCCAGUGGUACGGUGGGAACACGCACGCGACCAAUCUCUCGAACGGGUGUCACGGUUCAGGCAGCUUCGCAGGUGGACCUUCAGGCGGUCUACAACGGUGUCUUUCCACAAGCCAAUUCAUGAACGGAGGGCUCAACCUGUCGUCGGGUGCGAUCGCCACAGGCACGUCAGCUCCAGCGGGCCCUUCAGGUACAUCGGCGGGCGUGACUGGUUCCGGUCCCGUGGGCUCUGGAGGCCGCCUGCUUGGCAACAGCCAAUCGCUCGAUAAUCCAACCGGUGGCGCCAGUUUCAGCUACCACAGUCCGUUCUGUGGUCAGGGAGCCGGUCAACCGCAUGGCCGCCUGCACAAGAGCCUAUCGUUCGCGUUCCAAUCGCCAAUGUUCAACGACGAUCCGAUGCAUCACACCUGCCAGCUGGGAUCCGGCUAUGCGGCUGACUAUCCACCGCCAAGCCGGUGCUACUCGAGGUGUGAACUGCACAAUCCAUCGCUCGCGACACCGGUCACGGUUCAUCGGGACACGCUUGGGCGUCAGCAUAGCUUCCGGGCCUCGAGUCGAGGUCAAACGCCACGCCACUCGAGCACUCGCGGAGGACAACAGCCCGCAACACCACAUCACCACCAUCACCAUCAGUAUCAUCAUUCUGCGCAACAGCAGCAACAUCAGGCGCACCAUCAGCAACAACUGCCACCGUACCCGGUGAAUGGGUUGCAGUAUCAUCCAUCGCGUAGUCGCAGCGUCCCUGAGGGGCUUGGUGGAGCAGGUCGAGUGGGUGGUGGACAAGCGGGAGCGACCGGUGGGACGUACGGAGACUGUCACUGGAAUCACUGCCACUGGACCACCGCGAACGGGGUCAACUUCUGCCGUCCGAACCGGCCGAUUCAGGUGGUCGAGCAGAUAACGACAUCCGUUUGACUAAAGUUUAAAAUUCUCAAGUUCUUCCUGUGCAUCUCGCUGCACUUGUUGGAGGGACUUUUUUCGUAGGUUCACGCGAGUAGUGUUUAGUUGCUAGGAGACAGCUGUAUCAACACCUUUGCGUCAUCCAUCAUCGAGAAGGUGAAUCGAAGUAGGCUUAGUAGGCCUGUCGGUGUCAGAAAAGCCACCAUCCGUACACGAAUGCUGCGUGCGAGGGAAAUCGGUUGGAAAAAAUGCUACUAAAAACUCGCCAAGUCACAACCCACUCACUCGCCGGUACGCAUCUGAAUCGGAUGCAAAUCAGGAUGGGAAGUUUCCGGUGGGUAGAUUCCACCAAAAUGCGGGAACGUUUUUUCGCGCGGUGAGUUUUCUCGGCACCAUUGCUGCAUAUUUAAUGUGUUCGAUAUACACCAAACAAUCAAUUAAACUCCAAAGCCACGAACGAACGAAGGGCCCGUGGGGGCGUGCGAGUAAACAUCCGACCAACGCACGUGGGCUCGUGGAGCAACCCGACCGGAAACACGUGCCCAAAACGGGUGUGCUUCGAAAGCGGCCUGCUUGCGUAGUUUGCGAUUUGAGUGAGCGCUCUAAUUAAAUUGCAAAUUUCUUCCCACGA
Molecule: messenger RNA, 3490 nt
Organism: Anopheles nili
Lineage: Eukaryota; Metazoa; Arthropoda; Insecta; Diptera; Culicidae
Exons: 11
Coding region: 1-2874 (957 amino acids)
Biological process (GO): transmembrane transport
Molecular function (GO): monocarboxylic acid transmembrane transporter activity
Source: RefSeq, a predicted model, not a curated record